AUCGUUGCGCGGAAGUGGGUAGUAGAGGGCGCCGGAAGCGACAUUCCUAUGCUGGGUGGCGUGAGGCGCCGGGGUGGGCGGGUGCUGGCCGGUGCGCUGAGCAGCGAAGGGGCCGCCUGGGGCGGCUCUGCGGCAGCCACCAUUCCUCUCCUUCCUCUGGCCGGGCCGAGCGCGCCAGGCCGGGAGCGCGCCCUGUCUUCGGCUGUCGCCGCCUUGCGCGAGGGGGGCCUGGUGGCCGUGCCCACCGACACUGUCUAUGGCAUUGCCUGCCUAGCGCAGGACUCGCGAGCCCUGCGGGCCGUCUACCAGCUGAAGGGGCGCGACGGCGCCAAGCCACUGGCCAUCUGCCUAGCCGACGUGGGUCAGGUGCACAGAUACUGCAAGGUGGCUGUGCCUGAUCAGCUCCUUCAUGAUCUCUUGCCAGGACGAGUCACGCUGGUCCUAGAGCGAUCUCAGGCCCUCAACCCGGACCUCAACCCCUUCACCCCUCUGGUUGGUGUCCGGGUCCCCAGUCACUGGUUUGUCAGGGAACUGGCCAGGGUUUGUGCCGCCCCCUUGGCCUUAACGAGCGCAAACAUCAGUGCCCAGGCAAGCAGCUUGGCAGUCACGGAAUUCCAAGAGCUUUGGCCUCAUCUAGCGCUGGUGGUGGAUGGAGGCCCAGUUGGAGACCUGCAGAGGCCAGAGUGCCGUCUGGGCUCCACGGUGGUUGACAUCUCUGUCCCUGGCAAGUUCAGGGUCAUUCGUCCAGGCUGUGCACUUACCCAGACUGUUGAAAUCCUGGUAAAGAAGCAUGGCUUGGUAGCUGAAUCUCCUGAUCUAUAAAACUCACAAAGGGGGUGCAAUUGAGUGCUUUGUGGCUCUUCAGGAAACCACUCUCAUUGGUCAUUUAUGAAGGGAUAAGGGGUUUAAUUCUGCCCAGUCAGAAGUUGUUUGGUAAAAAGAGACCCUCCCCCCCCCUUCCACUUAACCCCCAUGUCUCCUUAUAGCUUAAAAAUAUACCCUUUUAUGACUCAUUUACCCCACAGGUAAUGGGACCUUUUUGAAAUGCAGAGUCCUUAGUACUGGACACAACUAAAAUGGAAGAAUUCUUCAACAUGAAGCAUUUAGUUCUUUCCAUUCACAGAACUAGUGAAUUGCAUGGGCCAAAGGUUGUGGGAUUCUAUCAGAAGCCUUUUUUAUUGACUGCUCUGUUUCCUUGGGGAUGUGUGAACUUGGGGGAGGAGACAGCAAGUGCAACUUACAGAGACAUGGAAGGUGGGUUGGGAGUAUGCCCCUUAGGGACCAAUCUGUCUUUAUCUCCACCUCUGCUGAGCAGACGUGGUCCUUAGCAUGUAACACGCCUCAUUCAAACCAUUAAAAUGGAAACUUUAUGUGAAA
This is a messenger RNA of Heteronotia binoei (common prickly gecko), 1377 nucleotides long. RefSeq names its product yrdC N6-threonylcarbamoyltransferase domain containing (gene YRDC). The transcript has 6 exons. NCBI's taxonomy places the organism in Eukaryota, Metazoa, Chordata, Lepidosauria, Squamata, Gekkonidae. The record is from RefSeq and is a predicted model, not a curated record. The coding region runs from base 49 to 822 and encodes 257 amino acids. Gene Ontology annotation, cellular component: cytoplasm. Gene Ontology annotation, biological process: regulation of translational fidelity. Gene Ontology annotation, molecular function: nucleotidyltransferase activity; double-stranded RNA binding; tRNA binding.